UCGCUGUCGCAGCAACACGAUGGGAAACGCUGGCUCAUCUUCCGCGCCCACGUUCAAUGCCGACGCGCCCGUGAGGCUCAGCCAGUCCGUGAUUAACGCUCUGCAGGACAGCCCGGAGUCCGACUCAACCCGUGCGCAGCAGCGUGAACUGGUCGCUCAGUCGCGCGUCAACGCAGAUCUCCAGAAAAUCCGCGAUUCGCAGGCUCAGAAACUCGACGAGCUCGCAACUUCAAUCACCACCGAACAGCCCGCACAAGACUCUACCGAAGACUCGUCCAGCAAACCAAGCGGCCUAUUCGCACACCUCAGCUCCCCGUUCUACCACGACUGGACGCCCAAAGACGCUCAGCCCGCCUCGGAGCCCUCGAACCGCUCGCACGACAGUGUCAGCAAGGAAAUCAUGGAUCUGCGCCAGAAACUCGAGCAGCGCAAGAAGGUGGAGAAGGUGCCGGCAGAGGUAGAGAAGGCAAAGGAGGGCUUGGUACAAUGUCUGCGGCACAACGAUCGCAGGCCGCUGGACUGCUGGCAAGAAGUGGAGGCCUUCAGACGUGAGGUUGGGAAGCUGGAACAGGCCUUCAUUCACAAGGCUGGAAGAUGAGACGGUUUCACUCCACUGUACAGUUUGCGGAUGUAGAGCACGCGAAGUGGUUAGAUGCGCUGAGACGCAGCGCACCUAUUCCCUAUCCCAGCCAUCAUGGCACGCGAAGGUCGACCGUCCAGCAACGCCGGCCAUCUCGAAGGAUCGACAAAACUCGAGCUCGUGGUUGUCAGCCGAUCAUCUAUGCUCAAGCGAGAGCUGACAGCAGCCUCGUGCCAGUACAAAGACUUUGUCCAUUGCUAUUACCAUUACUAUGCUCUUGCCAAUCACCG
Messenger RNA from Cercospora beticola, 870 nucleotides. RefSeq names its product Mic19p (gene MIC19). The record is from RefSeq and is a predicted model, not a curated record. NCBI's taxonomy places the organism in Eukaryota, Fungi, Ascomycota, Dothideomycetes, Mycosphaerellales, Mycosphaerellaceae.